Pectinophora gossypiella (pink bollworm) is the source of this 825-nucleotide messenger RNA. RefSeq names its product radial spoke head protein 9 homolog (gene Rsph9). The transcript is spliced from 2 exons. The coding region runs from base 1 to 825 and encodes 274 amino acids. Gene Ontology annotation, biological process: motile cilium assembly; axoneme assembly; cilium movement involved in cell motility. The record is from RefSeq and is a predicted model, not a curated record. NCBI's taxonomy places the organism in Eukaryota, Metazoa, Arthropoda, Insecta, Lepidoptera, Gelechiidae. Gene Ontology annotation, cellular component: axoneme.
AUGACGAACAUACACAAACUGUGGGAGUACAAAGAGUACAUCAACGUGAACGGUAUGAUGCUGGGGAAUGAGCUGAUAUCACGACUGCAGAACUCUCUUACAUUGCUGCAGGUAGAGAACCACUUCAGCCAAAUGCAAUACUGGGGGCAGAUCUACGCGAUCGACGCAGACUACCACAUUGCGGUCGGCAUCACACACGACGCGAUCAACGAACGCAAGUACUUCUAUACACAUGACUUUCUCUUCUGGAGUUUACUUCCUAAAGCAAAGAGGAAGUACAAACACCUCUCCCUAUUGACAACGUUCCCCUUCCGCGGCGAUCCAGCCCUCAAAAUCAAAGUUCUAGAUGAAUCCUUAGAUCCAAAAGACCCGGACAGGUGCAAAGAAAUGAAAGAAGAAAGUCGCCUAGCCGCCACCAUCAGCAACAUUUGCGAGGAGGCCGAGGUGUGCGCCCGCGGACAGCUCAUCAAGCAACCGGACGGCACUAUCGUUAUCAACUCUAAUUACUACGGGCUGACAGCUGCGGAGGCCAAACUUCAGAAGUCGUACUACCACAUCCGCCCAGCACAACAUCGCUGGAACACCAAUCUCCUCACUCGCCCAGAUUACAACUACAGUAUGGAUUUCCUCGAUUCCAUCGACCAGGAUAUUCCGACUGGAAGCUGGGACCUCAGCGUGGAGCAAGGCGGCACUGUAAUUUAUUUAAAAUGCCUCUACUGGCCCGGAAUGUCCUACUUCCAUAAAGUUCGCACCCCGGAAUCAGGUUUUCUAUAUGUCGGCAAUGGCCACAAGAAUUUAGAUGUACCUUUUGACCUCUCCUUUUAA